Messenger RNA from Exophiala aquamarina CBS 119918, 1233 nucleotides. RefSeq lists its product as uncharacterized. The transcript has 2 exons. Gene Ontology annotation, molecular function: aspartic-type endopeptidase activity; protein binding. The record is from RefSeq and is a predicted model, not a curated record. The coding region runs from base 1 to 1233 and encodes 410 amino acids. Gene Ontology annotation, biological process: proteolysis. Lineage: Eukaryota; Fungi; Ascomycota; Eurotiomycetes; Chaetothyriales; Herpotrichiellaceae.
AUGACACUGAACGACAUCAAAGCCAUCGUCGAAGCCGAGACCAAUGUCCCUCCCGAGGCACAGCAUUUUCUCAAAGAUGGACGUCCCGUAAUCGAUACAUCGCAAAGUCUUGCGGCGUUGGGUGUGCAAGAGGGAGAUGUUGUGGCCAUGGCCAUACAAACAGCAAGAUCCAGCCGGCAGUCGGCGCAAGAUCCCAGAAGUAGACAACCUGUUCAGAGGACAACCGGUGCAAACGAUCCGGAGUCGCUGAGGCUGAGGAUCCUAGGAGACCCAAAUCUGCUAGCUGAGUGUCAACGUCAAGAUCCAGAACUGGCGGAUGCGAGCUCGAGCCGAGAGACUUUUCACAACCUCUGGAACACCAGACAGCGUCAACACGAGCAAUCACAGCGAGAGAAACAAGAGCAAAUUGCACUCCUAGAAGCAGAUCCAUUCAACGUGGAGGCUCAACAGAAGAUCGAGGAGAUGAUCCGUCAAGAGCGGGUAUCAGAAAAUAUUCAAAAGGCCAUGGAAGAGAAUCCCGAAUCCUUUGGCAGAGUGACGAUGUUGUACAUCGACGUGACCGUUAACAACGUUCCAAUCAAAGCAUUUGUUGACUCGGGCGCCCAAACCACCAUCAUGUCCCCGGAAGCAGCAGAACGAUGUGGCAUUCUACGUUUGAUAGACAAGCGCUAUGGAGGAGUUGCAAGAGGUGUCGGAACUGCCACAAUUCUUGGACGCGUCCAUUCAGCAGAUAUCCAGAUCGGGCAGUACAAUUUGGCAAGCAGCUUUACCGUGAUGGAGGGCAAGGAUGUGGACCUACUCCUGGGGCUAGACAUGUUGAAGCGUCAUCAGAUGUGCAUUGACCUACAGAAGAGUGUGCUCCGAGUACAAACAGAUGAGAUACCGUUCCUGCCGGAGAAUGAAAUCCCGAAGAUGAUGGACGAGAUCCUCGGAAGCGAACCCAAAGUUGAAGGUCCCGGUGGUAGCACUAUAGGUGCAACUACCGGAACUCUCGAACCGCCUGCAGAGACAUCAUCUAAGGGUAAAGAGACGCGGACGCCCGAAGCCAGCAUCAGUCAGGCAUCUGCCCCAUCACAGCCCGGACCUAACACUAGCAACUUUGGUCCGUCUCAGCCCAUCACCGCCGAAUCAGUGGCGAAGAUCACAGAACUCGGAUUCUCGCGCGAAGAAGCGAUCGCCGCCCUCAGGCAGGUCGACGGCAAUGUCGAGUUGGCAAUUGGGCUUCUUUUGUAA